Molecule: messenger RNA, 2166 nt
Organism: Eimeria necatrix
Lineage: Eukaryota; Apicomplexa; Conoidasida; Eucoccidiorida; Eimeriidae
Exons: 1
Coding region: 1-2166 (721 amino acids)
Source: RefSeq, a predicted model, not a curated record
AUGUCCCGCUGCGGCCGCCGGGGCCGCUGCUCGGCGCUGCCGGCGGGCUUCCCUGGGCUGCUGGGCUGUGCGCUGCUGCUGCUGGGCGUCUGCGGGGGCAGCGAGCGGCCAGGCGAGGACAGCUUCAACUCGCGAGCAGCAGGAACACACAGCAGCAGCAGCAGCAGCAGCAGCAGCAGCAGCAGCAGCAGCGCGCACCCCUGGGGCGCCACCUGCGCAGCCUACAAGUCCAUUAGCGUAGACUUUCCCCUGCUGCAGGCCAGGGCCUCCUACGACUUGGGGCCCCUGGUGGAGGGGGCCCCCCCGAUGGGUUGGGUUUGCAAAGCAGCAGAGCCUUUGUUUGAACUGGAGGAGUACCCGCCCUUCUUCCGCUCCGUCUUAUCCCUGCUGGUCGGCAGCAGCAGCAGCAGCAGCAGCAGCAGCAGCAGCAGCAGCAGCAGCAGGAGAAGCCACAAGCUCCACAGACACAAAGACAAACAUGUCUUCUUCGCCUUCAACCCCUGCAAGCUGCUGCCCCACACUUGCCACGGCGCCCGCGGCCGUCUUUACAAAUUUGCUGCCAAACUCAAAAGGCCCCACGACCCCCACGAGGAGAUCAAUCGCCUCCUCGCAGACUUCCUAAAGGGGCCCCCGGGGGGCCCCCCGGGGGGCCCCCCAGGGGGGGCCCCCCAGGGGGGCCCGCCGGGGGGCCCCCCGGGGGGGGGCCCCCAGGGGGGCCCCCAGGGGGGCCCCGGGGAGGGCCAGGAGGAAGCAGACACGACGGAGUGUCUGCAGAACGUGCUUGCUGCGAACUCGACUGCGGUGUACGUACAGCGCGGGGAGCUGCAGCAGCAGCAGCAGCAGCAGCAGCAGCUGCAGCAGCUGCAGCAGCACCCGGAGAGCAACGGAGUGGGGGGGUUGUGGGGCGAUCCCGAAGUCACUGACGAUCCCACUCCCUGGGAUCCACUGGACCCCACAGAUCCCUCUAAGGGGCUGCAGGCGAGCUUCCGGCACGCCCACGUGUUUUGUCCAGAAGCUGCGCUGCUCAUCCACGUGCUGCUCAAGUGCCCCGCUGCUGCUGCUGCUGCCAGCAGCAGCAGCAGCAGCAGCAGCAGCAGCAGCAGCAGCAGCAACUUCGAGCUCUGCGAACACCCCGACCCCUGCACCUUCCGCAUGGCCUUGUCUUCUCCUGCGGCUUGCCCCACAGCCGUCGACUACGGCGGCGCCCCAGCAGCAGCAGCAGCAGCAGCGCCAGCAGCAGCAGCAGCAGCAGCAGCAGCAGCAGCGGGGGGGCCCCCGCUGCCUGCACCCAAACCCCAACCCAAGACGCAGCCAGACGGGGGGCCCCACAAAAAGGCUUGGGGGCCCUUUGAGGCCGUUGGGGCCUCAGCCAUUCAGCAGGACUUGCGCAGCAGGGGGCCCCACACGCACAGCGCCCCCGCAGCAGCAGCAGCAGCAGCAGCAGCAGCAGAGGGGGGGGAGAGCCUGUGGGGCAAGCUGCCCUUCCUGCUGCUGCUGCUGCUGCGGGUCGGGCUGUGUCUGCUGAUCUUUGCUUGGAUAAUUCACACAAUUCGGGACUGGACAGAAACAAAAAUGCAAUAUGUUCCAUUUCCCGAAGACAAAGCAGCAGAAGCAGCAGCAGCAGCAGCAGCAGCAGCAGCAAAUGUGAAUUCGUACGACAGCUGCGCCGAGGCGCUCAGGGGGCUCUCGAGCCCUGCAGCAGCAGCAGCAGCAGCAGCAGCAAGCGACUCCGACGGCUUCCAGCUGGCCGUGAAGUACCCAGAGGGCCCCGCCCCCAGCGGCCCAGCAGCAGCAACAGCAGCAGCAGCAGCAGCAGCAGCAGCAGCAGCAGCAAGGCCCCCGCGGCGCGCGCUGCGGGGGCUCUACUCCACCCCCGGGCGGCGGCUGCUGAGUGUUUGGCUGCCGCAAACUGUGGAAGCAGCAGCGCAGCAGCUGCAUGCGUUUUCGGAAGCAGCAGUGAAGGCCUGCAGCAAAGCUGCUGCUGCAGUCUCGCGCAGCAGCAGGGGCCCCGCGGGGGAGUUUGCUGCUGCUGCUGCUGCUGCUGCGGGGCCCCAGUGGGAGUGGACUGACGCUCUCGACCUCAGCAGCACAGAAGCUGCUGCUGCAGCAGCAGAUUCUUUUCGCCAGCCCUCUCCGGGCCUCAGGGACUACGAAACAAUUAACUAG